AUGGAAGAUGGCGAAACAAGAAGACUUCCUAUUCUAUCUGAACGAUCUUUGAAAGGAUAUAUCAAAUACCAGCUGCCGACACCAACCCUAUUUACCGAAGUAACAAGUUCCAUUCUGUUUACCACAAGUCCGGCUUUUGUGAUUUGCUACUGGAUUGCUUAUCAUUACUUUGAUACCUCAAUAACUGCUGCAGCUAGAGCCGCCUUCUCAGAGGGGCUUUUCCGGUUCUUUGCCUCUCGCUUUCCUGAUUCAAGCCAAGAAACUAUUUUAGGCUAUGCUAUCUGGCUUGCUCUUCAGACAAUCCUCUAUGUUCACUUGCCUGGACGAACAGCCCUUAGCCCCUUAACACCGACUAGUAGAAGGCUAAGAUACAAGCUAAACAGCUUAGCAGUAUGGAGCGCAACCGUCACUUUAUGGACUGUUGGGACUGCCUCGGGAAUCAUUGGUCCUGCAUGCAUCGCUGGGAGCAGAGGGUUUCUUUGGUACGAUAUCUUUGAAGGAGGUGAGCUUCACCCUCGCAUCGGGAAAAUGUGGGAUUGGACACAUUUUUUCUGUACCCGGAUAGGUGGAAUUCUCGCUUGGACCCUGCACCAGACUUACGGAUAUUUGACGAACAUCAUGGUGACAGCCGUCGUCUUACGCGGGUGGGUUGUGGUGGACUUCUUUGUCAACGAGGAGCGGGUUUCUCAAAUUCUUGACGAGAUGUACGGGUCCUUCGGCUUUUACAAUAUCUACGGGUUCUCAGCAAUGAUGCUCGUGCUUUGGUUGUUACAAGCACAAUAUUUAGCCAAGCAUCCAAAUGAGCUUUCCCACUUGACCUUCACGGGUGCCAUAUUAAUCCAUGUCAUUGGCUGGUUUAUUCGCUUCUCUGAAGACAACCAGAAAGUCAAGUUCCGUCGGGCAGGAGUUCAAUAUUCAACUUGGAGCAAAAAGGCAGAAACAAUCAGAGCCAGUCUUUACUUUUUAUGCUCAGGGUGGUGGGGAUUAGCUCGCCACACGAACUGUAUAGGGAGCACGCUGUACGCUUUAGGGUCUCUAUGCUCCCUGCGGUUGCGGAGGAAUCUUCGCAUUCAUCAAUGUUAUCGUGACGACGAAAAGUGUGCUGUGAAUUAUGGGAAAGACUGGGAGAUGUACCGUCGUCGGGUCCGAUGGAGGAUGAUCCCUGGCGUCUUCUGA
Aspergillus alliaceus is the source of this 1176-nucleotide messenger RNA. RefSeq names its product ergosterol biosynthesis ERG4/ERG24 family-domain-containing protein. Gene Ontology annotation, cellular component: endoplasmic reticulum membrane. Bases 1 to 1176 code for a protein of 391 amino acids. Gene Ontology annotation, biological process: brassinosteroid biosynthetic process; cholesterol biosynthetic process. Lineage: Eukaryota; Fungi; Ascomycota; Eurotiomycetes; Eurotiales; Aspergillaceae. Gene Ontology annotation, molecular function: 7-dehydrocholesterol reductase activity. The record is from RefSeq and is a predicted model, not a curated record. The transcript is spliced from 7 exons.